This is a messenger RNA of Sardina pilchardus (European sardine), 1775 nucleotides long. RefSeq lists its product as uncharacterized. The transcript is spliced from 4 exons. NCBI's taxonomy places the organism in Eukaryota, Metazoa, Chordata, Actinopteri, Clupeiformes, Clupeidae. Gene Ontology annotation, molecular function: protein binding. Bases 190 to 1476 code for a protein of 428 amino acids. The record is from RefSeq and is a predicted model, not a curated record.
CCAUGCUGAAGCCAUGGCUGAAGCAUGUGUUGUUGAAGGGACUGAUGAGCCAUGUGACAUAUCGCCGUUCUACUCACCAACAGCCGUUGACAGUGACUGGAACAUGUGGACUUAACAUCAGAUAACAGGGGAGAUGUGUGUACAGUUACUUCCUUAAGACAAUGCUGCUUAUCUAAGACUGUCACCACCAUGGAUGUUUUUCGUUUACCAGAAGAAGUAUGGAUGGAAGUUUUCAAAUAUCUGUCAAAGUCAGACAAAUUGAAUGUUCGCUCUUGCUGCACAUAUUUCAAGCGGCUGGUAGACCAUCGUUCUCUUUGGAAGAACGAGACCAUUGUUCUACGAAGAGUCAAGUCGUACAAGUCAAAUUUCUGGAAGACCCUAAGUUUCAGGAUGCUGACUAGUGUCAUCGUCUAUGAUGCCAAUGAAAAAGAGUGGAAAAAGAUUGUUACUUCCCUACCAUGGCUCAGGUCUGUUAUAGUAGAUUUAUCAAAUGUCGACUCAGAUGAUCUGACGAAUCUAAGCAGUUUGAGGGAUUUAAAAACGUUGACCCUCCGUUUUGUGAGUGAUAGAUCUGGUCUGGGAAAGAGCUUGACAUUGCUCCCCCAGCUCGAGCAACUUUCUGUGUGUUUCUACAUCGCCUUCGAUCCCGUCAGGACAGGACUUCUGAAUGCCAUAUCUCAGCUCUGCAACCUGACAUCGCUACGUCUUCACGUGGGUCGUGAUCCCAUUCCUAAACAGACACUCCACGCCAUGUUGAGGAGCUUACCCAAGCUUAAACAUCUUUCUCUCAGAAUGUGGACAGGCCAGGCUCUCCCUGACGACUACUUGAAUUUGUCCGGAAAAGAUUUGGGUUCACCAGAUCUACACGAUGGAAAUGGUCUCACCAGCCUUGAGCUUCUGAACUACUUGGAUCCCAUGUUGUCACCUAUGGCUCUGGACCAUCUGCCCUUUCUAGAGAGUCUGACAGUGAAGUACGACACUACGGUCAAAGGGCGAGGCCACUUGAGAUCAUGGCUGAAGAGUCUAACCCACCUCACAGAGCUUACUGUUAAAAAGGGUCAUCCAUUCCGUGGCUAUGCUAGGUCUUUGCCAGGGACUUUGAGAAGUUUGUCUCUUACUGGUAUGGUGGUGACACCAGGGGCUUUGCCAUUGGCGGCAAAGAAAGUGCCAGACCUACAACACCUACACUACGAUCCAUUUGAUGUCAAAGGCGACAUCAUAGCUGAGAUCCCAAGGCUUUUCCCUCAGUUACAAACUCUGAAAAUCAGAUCCAACGGUAUGUCUGAGAGGGACUUGUUCAGGCUUGGAGAGAUGCGGCAAAUGAAGCGGCUGGUGUUUCUGGAUGGACGUAGUAACCGCAGCCCCAUAUCUUCAGAUUUGUUGCGCAGAUUUCAAGUCCUGACAGACUACAGAGUCCACGUGGUUCUUUCAGGUGAAGCGACAGACCAGGCUGCCUGUCUUUGCGACUUUUUCUGAUUGUACAUUUUUUGUAUUUUUCCCAUAUUGUCUAUUUUGUUAUAUUUGAUAACAAUAUUUGUUCUGCUGCAGCAUUCCUUUGGUGAAUAAAGCAAGUUAACAAAUUAACUGAUUAAUGCAAGUUUGUUUAAAUCAGAAAAUUUGAGUUAUGUCUUUGCAACAUUUUGUGAUUGUACAUGUUUUACUCAGAUUUUGUAUAUCAGAUUUUUAAUUUUUUCCCAUAUUGUCUAUUCUGUCAUAUUUGAUAAUAAUAUUUGUUCUGCUGCAGCUUUGGUGAUUAAAGCAUGUUGACAAAUUAA